AUGUCGCACCGCGAUCGUGAAAUAAUCUAUGACGACCGCGAGUCGUAUUACUCGACGGGCCCUCCCCGUCGUCCCCGUGCAGGCUCUGACACGGACCUGUACGAGCGGUUCCAAGAGGUCCGCCGUGACGACCGGAGGAUGCCUGUGCGGGAGCGUGAUCGGGAUAACGACUCCGAUUCUCGCUUGCCCUCGUUUAUGAGGCGGGAAGAGUCACGUCGCCAAGCAGAGUCUUCUGGCCCGCUAGUCCUGCGUCAACGUGAGGUGGAGACUGUUACGAGGCCACAGGCUAGGUCGCCCAGUCAAGUCAGGUUCCAAGAGGAGCGCAGUUUCAUCCGCCGGACGAGAAGCCCCAGCCGCAGCCCCAGCCCGCCGCCAGGCCGAGAGAGGGUUGAUAUCAGGGAAACUAGGAUCAUGGAGCAGAACAGGAGGAGUCCCUCUGUCGAGCGGAUUCGGAGCAGCACGCGGAUAAUCAACAGGGAACAUGAACGGGAGUCAUCGCCGGUUCGCAUCAUCCGGCGCGGUCGGUCGCCCUCGGUUGAACGAGAGCGCAUUCGCAUCAUUGAGCGUUCUCGAUCCAGGGAGCGUAUGCCAUCCCCAAGCCCAUCGCCCCCUCCUCCACCUCCUGUGCCCGAGGUGAUUCGCGCGCCCACCAUCGAGAGGGAGGUUAUCACGCACUACAAGAAUAUUGACCAUGGCACCAUCCGCCUCCCCCAACCGCGCUCCCCGCCGCCGCCACCACGUCCAAUUCUCAAACAAACUCGUGAUUUUGAAGUCACCACCACCCGCGACACCGAGAUAGACAUCUCCCGCAAUCGCGACCGUACGGAAGUCGACAUCCACGAGACACGCCGCCGCCGCUCCGUGUCCCGGGACCGUGGUGCUCUAGUUGUUGCCCGUCCACGGAGUCCAUCUCCCUCUCCACGUGUCGUCGAGACAGAGCGCGAACGCAAGAUACGUGUUGAUAUCGACAACAACUCCCGACACCGCUCUACCAGCAUCAGUACCGAGUUCCGUAAGGGCCAUGGCCACACGCACUCGCUUCCCCCUGUUCGGAGACCCGACUACUCGGAAGAGUCCGACCGCAUCACGUCCCGCAUUGACAACCGCGGCCGCAUGGGUGAGGCGUGGAACGGUGCCACCCGCGACUGGACCAUUGUUGACGUCCCUCCGGGAACCGAGCGUGUUCGCAUGGACGGCGUGGGUGGCGGCGGAGCCGAGGUGACCUGGCAACGUUACAAUGGCGUCCGGCGUGCCAAGUUUCUACCGGAGCGCGAUCGUGAUGACGACUCCUACACCAGCGUUAGUGAUCGGGAUCGUACCGAGACCGACCGUCUCGCAGUCGAGAUUCGGGACAAGCGAACGACGGAUAUCGAGAUUGAACAAACGUCCCGGCGACGAUCAAGGCGCCAAGAUGAAUCGAUGUGGACUGAGAUAACCAAAGACCUCGUCUGCCGCGAUGCAAUAAUCGAUAUGGGUUACGAGUUUGAGGAGACGGAACUUUUCUUUUAUGUGAUGCAGUAUCUGAAAUACGAGGACGUUCUUCGCCUCGUCGAACUGUCGGACGACAUUCGCCGGCACCGCAGGAGACACCUGCGCGACAUUGAGUGGGAUCGUGAGUACCGCGACGUGGACUACUACCGCCGUACCAGCAGGAGGCAUGGAGACAAAUAUUACGACCGCGACUUCGAGGUCGAUGUCGACAGAGAGGUCAUUUAUGACCGCCGCCCCCGUGGCUAUAUACGCUAA
Molecule: messenger RNA, 1746 nt
Organism: Pyricularia pennisetigena
Lineage: Eukaryota; Fungi; Ascomycota; Sordariomycetes; Magnaporthales; Pyriculariaceae
Exons: 3
Coding region: 1-1746 (581 amino acids)
Source: RefSeq, a predicted model, not a curated record